AUGGAAGUUAGGAACGGGAUUUACCUGUUGGUGCUGAUGGGAUGCCUCCUGAACGGCAUCCGGGCUACUCCAACCGGUUCGAAGCGUGUGUCUGACCAUACCGCGGGAAAAUGUGGCUACGAGGGAUGCCCUACCGUGGCAGAAAACAUGCUAAACGUGCAUCUGGUGGCCCACACGCACGAUGAUGUUGGAUGGCUUAAAACGGUCGAUCAAUACUACUACGGAAGCAAAAGCAACAUUCAACUAGCAGGAGUUCAGUACAUCCUUGAUUCGGUAAUUCAGGAGUUGCUGAAAGAUCGCAGAAGAAGAUUUAUCUACGUCGAGUCCGCUUUCAUGCACCAAUGGUUCACGGAGCAGUCACAGGACAUGCAGGAAACUGUUCGGGAGCUGGUGAAUGAAGGGCGCCUCGAGUUCAUCGGGGGUGCCUGGAGCAUGAAUGAUGAGGCCACCGCACAUUACCACAGCGUUAUCGAUCAGUUUACGUGGGGCUUACGAUUCCUGAACGACACCUUCGGCGAGUGUGGACGGCCACGAGUUGGUUGGCAGAUUGAUCCGUUUGGGCACUCGCGCGAGCAAGGAUCACUGUUCGCGCAGAUGGGAUACGAUGGGUUGUUUCAGGGUCGACUGGAUUUUCAGGAUAAGCUGAAGCGUAUCACCACGCGAACGAUGGAAAUGAUGUGGAAAACGAGUGACAAUCUGGAGGAAAGUGAGCUAUUUACGAGCGCACUAUAUUACAUAUAUGCUCCUCCACCGGGUUUCUGUUUCGAUGUGUUGUGCGAUGAUGAUCCUAUCAUUGACGGGCCUUAUUCGAAAGAUAACAACGUGAAGGAGAAAAUAGAUCUCUUUCUGGAUACUGUCCACAACAUGUCGAAAACUUACCGGACAAACAAUAUCGUUCUUACUAUGGGCGAGGAUUUUCAUUACCAGGAUGCCAACAUGUGGUUUAAGAAUUUGGAUAAGUUGAUUAAGUACACAAAUGCACGCCAGGCGGAAGGAUCCAUGGUGAACGUGUUCUAUUCCACUCCCUCCUGCUAUCUGAAAGCGGUUAGCAAAGCGUCUGUCGAGUGGCCAACGAAGUCAGACGACUUCUUUCCCUACGCAUCGGACCCCAAUUCGUUUUGGACGGGUUACUACACCUCCAGACCGACGCAGAAGCGUUACGAACGCGAGGGAAAUCACUUCCUGCAGGUGUGUAAGCAGCUCUCAGCUAUUACCCCGACGAAGGAAGCCUUCUACGAGUCCCAUUUGACGGUCCUUCGGAAUGUGAUGGGUGUGAUGCAGCAUCACGACGCCAUUACCGGUACGGAGAAGCAGCAUGUUGCCGAUGAUUACGCCCGGAUGCUGUACGAUGCGUUCGAAGCGUGUAGUGCUGUUACUCGAUCGGCAUUAAACCAACUGGCUGGGGAGCGAGAUUCCUUAAAGCUGGAAUGGGCGUACUGCAGGCAGGCAAAUGUCAGCUCGUGUCCUAUGACGGAGAACGCCGCCAACAACGUGGUGCUAUUGUACAACCCUCUCGGACAUAGUUCGAGCGAUUACGUGCGAUUGCCGGUGAAAGAAGGUGACUAUUUAGUGCGAAACGAUCGAGGACAAACGGUACCAUCGACGCUGAUUCCUGUCCCAAGUUCGGUGAUUGAUCUUCCGUUCCGGGAAAGCUCAGCAACUCACGAGUUAGUGUUCCACGCCGAGCAGGUUGCUCCAGUAGGCUACCGAUCGUACUUUGUGUCGCAGGAAAAGUCCGAUGCAUCAUCAUAUGCUGCGGAUAUCCGCCAGGAAGACAAUGUGAGUAUCGGCAACGACUACCUGACGGUCCAUUUCGAUGAGAACGGCUUUCUGAGCUCGAUCACGGUAGAUGGGAAGACUCACGCUUUGAAGCAGAACUUCUUCUUCUACGAGGGAGCUUACGGCAAUAACGAGGAGUUCCGUAACAGGUCCUCUGGAGCGUACAUUUUCCGGCCAAAUGGAACGGAUCGAGUCGUCACCGAUGUAGUGGAGCUGCAGGUUGUGAAGAGUGAUCUCGUGCAGGAAGUGCAUCAGAUAUUCAACGAGUGGAUCAGUCAGGUUGUUCGAGUGUACGCUGGUGAGGAGCACGUGGAGCUAGAGUGGUUUGUGGGACCGAUCCCGAUCGAUGAUGGCACGGGCAAGGAAGUGAUCUCUCGCUUCGAGUCAGACAUUGAGAGUGAUGGGGCUUUCUGGACGGACUCGAAUGGGCGAGAGAUGUUGCGACGUGUUCGGAACAAACGCGAGACAUGGGAGCUAGAGUUGGUUGAGCCGGUUGCAGGCAAUUACUAUCCAGUAACAGCUAAAAUUACCAUUGAAGAUGCCACUCACCGUUUGAGCGUGUUAACUGAUCGUGCACAGGGUGGCUCGAGCCUUCAAGAUGGACAGUUGGAGCUGAUGGUGCAUCGGAGAUUAUUAAAAGAUGAUCGUUUCGGUGUAGGAGAAGCCCUGAACGAAACUCAGUACGGGGCUGGCUUGGUUGCCAGAGGAAAACAUUGGCUUACGUUUGGCGCAUCCUCACGCAAUAAAUCGUUGGCAUACACUCAAGCUGCAAAAGAACGGUUUCUGCAGAAUAAGGUACACCUGCCUUCAUGGGUUUUUGUGUCUCCGUCAGGUGGGAUAGCCUAUGAGGACUAUCUGAAUCGAUUCGAGAAAAAUCAUUCGUUCCUUUCAAAUGCUCUGCCUAUGAACGUCCAUUUGCUUACCCUGGAACCAUGGAAGGAUGGUACGGUAUUGCUCAGAUUCGAACAUUUAUUCGAGAAGGACGAAGAUACGCAAUAUUCCCUGCCGGUUCAAGUCGACAUGCAGGAAGUGUUUGCAAAUUUUACGAUUGUUAGCGCUUAUGAAACAACUCUCGCUGGAAACCAAUGGAAGGAAACCGCACAGCGUUUAGCUUUUGGGCUAAAACAGAAGCAAAAGGAUAUAGCGCCUUUAGAUCGAAUGCCUAAAAAUCCUCUCCGAUUCGAUUUGAAACCGAUGGAAAUUAAAACAUUUGUCGUGCGGUUUGAGCAGAAAAUGACAUAG
This is a messenger RNA of Anopheles nili, 3021 nucleotides long. RefSeq names its product lysosomal alpha-mannosidase-like. Lineage: Eukaryota; Metazoa; Arthropoda; Insecta; Diptera; Culicidae. Gene Ontology annotation, cellular component: lysosome. The transcript is spliced from 5 exons. The record is from RefSeq and is a predicted model, not a curated record. Gene Ontology annotation, molecular function: carbohydrate binding; alpha-mannosidase activity. Gene Ontology annotation, biological process: mannose metabolic process. The coding region runs from base 1 to 3021 and encodes 1006 amino acids.